Scutellospora calospora is the source of this 247-nucleotide messenger RNA. The record is from the annotation of a GenBank genome assembly. NCBI's taxonomy places the organism in Eukaryota, Fungi, Glomeromycota, Glomeromycetes, Diversisporales, Gigasporaceae.
AGAAAAAGAAAAUCUACAAACAAGCAACAAGGCUCAGGAAAUAACUUUACCUGAUAAACCCUCUAAUAGUAAAUUAAAUAUAGAUAUAGCUAGUUGGUUCAAAGAUCUAAAACAAGAAUACUCAGCUAGGAAGUUAUUCUGUAUAGUAAAUAACUUCAAAAAUACUUUUCUAGACUUCAAUGAAAAAUCAGAAAAUUCUACAGAAAUAGAAAUAGAAAAUUAUGGAAAGCUUACUAAAGAGAAAUAG